UCGAUUUUUGACGUUUGACGGUGAUUUUGCGUGUUUGACAAGUAGUGGUUGCAGCUUAAAGUUUUUAAUUAAAAUACGAAUUAUCACAAAUGAGUUACUUAAAAUUGGUCAUAUUUUCGUCUAAGUUAUAAGCUGAAGUGAGUGCCAGUCAAUUAUUGUGUGAUAGUAAGCCUUAAGGAUCGAAGUUAUCAAGGUAGUAAAAAGAUGCGGUGGCGAGGUGUAGUCUUCGUGGUUUUACAAUUAUUUAUUUUCGGGGGUUGCAAAGUUAAAAAAUCAAAGUCUGUGACAACUCUACUUGAAGCCAAAUGGGAAACAACUCCCUUAGUACUAGAAGUUGUGGAAUAUUUGAGGGAUGAAAGUAGCGACUUUUUCUGGAGUUUUGUCAACUCUAUCUCUAGCCUAAACCCUCCAUUAGCCACUUUAGAAAAUGAUAGAGUAAAGUAUAACAUAAUGAUGGACCAUGCUUCUAAAUUAGUUACCACGUCAGAACUGUCAGUAUUAAAACUGGGGCUUUCUUUACACAUUUAUUCACCUAAAGUACAAAUGUUUCGACAAAUUGCCACAGAGAGGGAAUUGCCAAGCUGUGCUGCUGCCGUGGAUAUUGGGGGUAUAAUCACAUGUGAUUCUAGCAAAGUCCAGUCGUUGAUUGCAAAUUAUAAUGAGCAAAAGAAAGUCGAUAUUUUUAAUGUCGACACGCAUUAUCCAGGCUCUGAAAACCGAUCAAAAGUAGCUAUUUUAUACGCAGAGCUUGGCACAAAAGAAUUCGCAGAUUUCCACAAUGUUUUGAAACAGGAAGCCGAAGAAGGAAACAUUGAUUAUGUUGUCAGACACUACGUCCAGACACCGGCUGAUAAAAAAUUGAGAUUGUCAGGUUUCGGAGUUGAAUUACAGAUGAAAUCAACCGAAUAUAAAGUGCAAGAUGAUGCUGAGCUUCACGACGAUCCGUCUUCUGAAGAAUCGUCACAAGAAGAGGAGGAAAUCGAAAUUGAGGGAUUUAAUUUUAAGAAACUGAAGACGUUGUUCCCUGAUCAUAAAAAAGACUUAGAUAAGUUGCGCCAGCACCUUGAGGAGUCUUCCAAUGAGAUGGCGCCUCUUAAAGUGUGGCAGUUUCAGGAGCUGAGUCUCCAAGCUGCCGAGCGUAUUAUGAGUGCCCCCAAGGACGAGGCAUUGAAAGUGUUCACAAACAUUGCUCAGAAUUUCCCAAUGCAAGCCAAAGGUUUGGUAAAAACCGUCGUAAAUCCCGAAUUGAAAAAAGAAAUGAAGCUGAACUCGGACAUUUUCGCUUCAACUCUAAACUUGCAACCUUCCGACACUGCACUUUUCAUCAAUGGAAUGUUUUACGACGUUGAUUUGGUCGAUAUUUAUGGUAUUCUUGAUGUUUUGCGACAAGAAUUGCGCACCAUGGAAGGGCUACAAAAAAUCGGUGUUGGAAACAAACGUUUGUCGUCCCUUUUAGCGCUCGAUUUUAGCGAUGGGAGUAGUGGUCAGGAGUUUGCGAUUGAUAUAAGAGACAGUGCUGUUAAUUGGAUCAACGAUAUUGAAACCGAAGCGAAAUACAGUAGAUGGUCGUCGAGUGUUAUGGAUUUGUUGAGGCCGACGUUUCCAGGGAUGAUUCGACAAGUUAGGAAGAAUUUGUUUAAUUUGAUUUUGAUUAUUGAUCCGACUGAACCAAAAUCGAGGGAUCUGGUUAAACUUUUAGAGUCGUUUGUGGUUCAUACGGCGCCGUUACGAGUCGGAAUUGUUUUUGCAGUUGAUGCCUCAACGAAGCUGACGGGACUUCAGGAUGCGGGAGUUGCAAUGCAGUGUGCGUUUAAUUACGUGGUGCAGAAGAAAAGUCCAUUGGCGGCCCUAAGCUUUGUUAAAACGGUGUUAGGCUCAGCGUCUGAAGAAGUCAAAGUCGACGACGUAAAAAAGGAAUUAAAAGCGCAAUUCGGUGACGAUUACCUCGACAUUCUUGGUGAAGAUUCCGACUAUGACUUCGGUCGCCAAUUAUCCAUCGAUUUCAUCCAAAGAACGGGUCAAAGAGUCCUUCCUCAAGCCCUCCUCAACGGAAUACCUCUCCCUAGCAGCAGCUUAAACAUUGACGAUUUCGAAGAAGCCGUCCUUCAGGAAGUCAUGUCGCAAACCUCACUAUUGCAGAAAGCAGUAUAUCGGGGAAAAUUAUCAGACACUGACGAUGUUGUUGAAUAUUUAAUGACCCAACCUAACGUAAUGCCUCGUCUAAACGAACGAAUUCUCAACAAGGACCAAUCUUUAUACUUGGAUAUGACUGGAACGGCAACCACUAGCAUGAAUGUUGAAGAUUUAGCCAAAUUAUCACCGAGGGACAUGACGGCUACUGCCAUCGAUAAUUUCAAGUAUUUCUUUUCGCCGAAAAAGGGCAAACAAGAACACACGAUGACCUAUUGGGUUGUUGGAGAUUUGAAAUAUUUGGAGGCGCGACAGCUGUUGUUGGCAGCACUAGAACAUGCGAAAUCGGAAAAUCAUGUCCGAGUCACUUUUAUUCCAAACGUUGAUAGUUCGAUGAAAAACAUGAUUUCGAAGCUCGUCUUGACCGCUUUGAGUGAAUUAUCACCGGAGAAAGCACUCGAUUAUGUUCUAACACUUUUACGCGAUGAUAAGGCCGCUGAGGAGUUGGAACAUGGAGGGCACAUAAAAUUCCCGCCCGAACUUUCGGGUCAAGUCAACAACCACGAGCUCAAUUUGAAAAUGUUGAGGGUUUACAGCAGACGUGUUUUGAAUUUAAACGCGGGCGAGAGGGCUCUAGUCGCCAACGGGCGGCUUUUGGGGCCCUUUGAAGUCGAUGAAAGUUUCACAGUUCAGGAUUUUGGCUUAUUGGAACGGUUCAGUUCUGCCACCUAUUUGGAAAAAAUCCAAAAAGCGAUUGAAAAGUCGGCGGAUGAGGAAGAGGAACUUUCAAGCAAUUCGCUACUUAAAGUCAUUUCGCUGUUGGUGUCAAGGCCUCAGUCUCGCACCCGAUUCGAGAUUCAGUUCACUGGUGAUGAACAUUCAGUACUAAAAAUCCCAGCGUCUCAGUCUGAUAAAGUCGCUUUUGACAUCGUGGCUGUUGUGGACCCGGUGUCACGCGGGGCCCAGAAGUUGGGCCCCAUUUUGCAGGUGCUCCAAGAGGUGCUCAAUGUGAAUAUUCGCGUGUUUUUGAAUAGUGUGGAGAAAAACAGCGAUAUGCCGGUUAAAAGUUUUUAUCGAUUUGUUUUGGAACCUGAGAUCCAAUUUACGGAAGAUGGCAAACAAACUGCCGGUCCCAUCGCUCGGUUUAAUAACAUGCCAACUUCGCCACUGCUCACCCAGAAUUAUCACGUGCCUGAAAAUUGGCUGGUGGAGGUUGUGCGGUCGGUUUACGAUCUUGAUAAUAUCAGGCUUGAGGAUGUUGAUAGCAACGUUCACAGCGAAUACGAGUUGGAGUAUUUGUUACUUGAGGGCCACUGCUUUGAAGCAACCACUGGGAGUCCCCCAAGAGGCCUUCAGAUAACUCUCGGGACGGAACGUCAACCUGUCAUUGUUGACACGAUAGUUAUGGCAAAUUUGGGCUAUUUCCAGUUGAAGGCCAAUCCAGGUGCUUGGAUUUUGAGGCUGCGUCAAGGCAGGAGCGCCGAAAUUUACGAUAUUGUCAGUCAUGACGGAAGUGAUACUCCUGCAAAUUCUUCCGAUAUUAAAGUACUUAUAAGCACUCUGAGAUCACAUAUUGUUAAAUUGCGAGUGCAGAAAAAACCUGAUAAGUUCAACAUGGAUUUGUUAUCCGAAGAUGAGCCGAAUUCGGGUAUUUGGAAUUCCAUUACAAGUCUAUAUUCGCAUGCGAUCAGAACUGUUACAAGUUCGUUCUCGAAAAACGAAGAAGAACCUGACGACAAACUUAACAUAUUCUCGGUUGCUUCCGGUCACCUUUACGAGCGAUUUUUACGAAUUAUGAUGUUGUCAGUACUGAAGCACACCAAGACCCCUGUGAAAUUCUGGUUCUUGAAAAAUUAUCUCUCCCCACAGAUCAAAGACUUCCUUCCAUAUAUGGCCAAAGAGUACGGUUUUGAAUACGAAUUAGUCCAGUAUAAAUGGCCCAGAUGGCUCCACCAACAAACCGAAAAGCAGAGAAUCAUCUGGGGUUACAAAAUCCUAUUUCUAGACGUGCUUUUUCCCCUCGAUGUUAAAAAAAUAAUUUUUGUCGACGCCGAUCAAGUGGUUAGAGCUGACUUGAAAGAACUGCAAGAGCUAGACUUGGGUGGAGCACCAUAUGGUUACACGCCGUUCUGUGAUUCGCGGAAAGAAAUGGACGGUUUUCGAUUUUGGAAACUCGGUUAUUGGAGGAACCAUUUGCAAGGGCGGAAAUACCACAUUUCUGCUCUCUAUGUCGUGGAUUUGAAACGGUUUAGGAGAAUCGCAGCUGGGGAUCGACUCAGAGGCCAAUACCAGGCUCUGAGUCAGGAUCCGAACAGUUUAUCCAAUUUGGACCAAGACUUGCCGAAUAAUAUGAUACACCAAGUGGGGAUUAAAUCCUUGCCGCAGGAAUGGCUGUGGUGUGAAACGUGGUGUGAUGAUGAGUCGAAAGCUAGAGCCAAAACCAUUGACUUGUGCAAUAAUCCGAUGACUAAGGAGGCGAAGUUGACGGCUGCUAUGAGGAUUUUACCGGAAUGGAAAGGUUAUGAUGAGGAGAUCAGGCAAUUGCAGAAAAAAAUCGAUUCGGGGGUCUUAGAUCCCGAUCCUGAAAAUCAUAUACCAGGUUUUUUUUCAGAUACGACUGAUAAGCAUAUUGAGUUAUGAUUACGUUGUAAAUUAAUUUUAUUAGGUAUGCUAAGUAUGUACAGAAUUUUUUUUAAAUAAAUACUAAAAAGUAAA
Tribolium castaneum (red flour beetle) is the source of this 4845-nucleotide messenger RNA. It is a transcript of the gene Uggt, whose product is annotated as UDP-glucose-glycoprotein glucosyltransferase. The coding region runs from base 205 to 4770 and encodes 1521 amino acids. The record is from RefSeq and is a predicted model, not a curated record. Gene Ontology annotation, molecular function: UDP-glucose:glycoprotein glucosyltransferase activity. Lineage: Eukaryota; Metazoa; Arthropoda; Insecta; Coleoptera; Tenebrionidae. The transcript has 18 exons. Gene Ontology annotation, cellular component: endoplasmic reticulum.